GGGGGGGAAUACAUGAUGCAGUUCCUGAAGGUUGUAUGCAAGUACAAAGAGUAUCAAAGUUCGUGAAAAAUGAACAUUGCAAAGAACUGUGGAUUGUAAAACACUUCAUCAAAAUAAUCUUACAAUUCUAUUUUCCUGAAUCCCGUUCUGCUUCCAGAAGUGGAAGUGCUCACGGAUCGGGGAAAUCUGCAAGGCAUACCCCUGCAAGGUCUCGCUCCAAGGAAGAUUCCAGGCGUUCCAGAUCAAAGUCCAGGUCCAGAUCUGAAUCUAGGUCUAGAUCCAGAAGAAGCUCUCGAAGGCACUAUACUCGGUCACGGUCACGAUCUCGCUCCCAUAGGCGAUCCCGUAGCAGAUCUUAUAGUCGAGAUUAUCGCAGGAGACACAGUCACAGUCACUCUCCCAUGUCUACUCGCAGGCGCCAUGUUGGGAACCGGGCAAAUCCUGAUCCCAACUGUUGUCUUGGAGUAUUUGGGUUGAGCUUAUACACCACCGAAAGAGAUCUAAGAGAAGUAUUCUCUAAAUAUGGCCCCAUUGCUGAUGUGUCUAUUGUGUAUGACCAGCAGUCUAGGCGUUCGAGAGGAUUUGCCUUUGUAUAUUUUGAAAAUGUAGAUGAUGCCAAGGAAGCUAAAGAGCGUGCCAAUGGAAUGGAGCUUGAUGGGCGUAGGAUCAGAGUUGAUUUCUCUAUAACAAAAAGACCACAUACUCCAACACCAGGAAUUUACAUGGGGAGACCUACCUAUGGCAGCUCACGCCGUCGGGAUUAUUAUGACAGAGGAUAUGAUCGAGGCUAUGAUGACCGGGACUACUAUAGCAGAUCAUACAGAGGAGGUGGUGGAGGAGGAGGAGGAUGGAGAGCUGCUCAAGACAGGGAUCAGAUUUAUAGAAGGCGGUCACCUUCUCCUUACUACAGUCGUGGAGGAUACAGAUCUCGUUCCAGAUCAAGAUCUUACUCUCCUCGUCGCUAUUAAAGCAUGAAGUUGAAGACUUUCUGAAACCUGCCCUAGAGCUGGGAUAUUGUUUGUGGACAAUAUUUUUUAUUGUCUCCUGUUUAAAAAGUGAACAAUGCCUAGUGAAGUUAGGUGACUUUUACACCUUUUAUGAUGACUACUUUCGGUGGAGUUGAAUUCUGCAUUUGUGUAGUUUGGUGCUUUAUUCAAAGUUAAGUGUUUUCAGAAAAGUAUGUUUUGCAUGUAUUUUUUUACAGUCUAAAUUUUGACUGCUGAGAAGUUUCUAUUAUACAAAACUUCCUUUAAAAGGUUUUUCUACUGAAUCCAGGGUAUUCUGAAGAUCGAAGCCUGUGUGUAAAAUGCUACCAAAUGGCAAAAAGCAACAAUAAACAGUUUGAUUUUUACUUUCCUUUCUAACAUAUCAAUGCUUAGCAGAACUGUUCAGAUUAAGUUGUCAGUAGUAAAUUGAAAGACAAAAUGCCCAUUUUCCUCCAAUCCAUGAAACAUGCCAUACUAAAUAUACCUGCAACUGAGUGUUAAAGAUUAUGCUCUGUAACUCUGUACUGCUAGUAUUAGAACUAAAAAUUUUUCAAUACAGCAAAUGCUUACUGCUCUAUAAAAAUGUGGAUUUGUCAGCUUUUAUGUAAUCUGUAUUAUAUAUAGCAGGGAAUAAGAAAAGAGUUACACAGUGUAUGCCUUAAAGAGGCUAUUUCUUAAGCUGUUACAAGGGGAUAAUGGUAUUUCAACUAGUAAUCAGCACGUGACAAUACAUUCCACCACAGAUGUACUCUUGUUCUUCUAGUUUUUAGAAUAUGGAAAAACUGGGUGCUUCAGAGUUGAAGAUAGAGAAGGGAACACUACACCUGUGUCAUGGAUAAACUGAAGACUUUGCCUGUUCAUUUUUUAAAUAUUAUUUUCAGGUCCUUUGCUUACCAAAGGAUGUCCAAUUUCACUCAAAUGUUUUGAGAAUUGUGUUUAAAUAAACGCAAAUGAAAAGAGAGAAAA
This is a messenger RNA of Tupaia belangeri chinensis (Chinese tree shrew), 1952 nucleotides long. It is a transcript of the gene TRA2B, whose product is annotated as transformer 2 beta homolog. The transcript is spliced from 9 exons. The record is from RefSeq and is a predicted model, not a curated record. Gene Ontology annotation, molecular function: RNA binding. NCBI's taxonomy places the organism in Eukaryota, Metazoa, Chordata, Mammalia, Scandentia, Tupaiidae. Bases 36 to 968 code for a protein of 310 amino acids.